Molecule: messenger RNA, 4434 nt
Organism: Leucoraja erinaceus (little skate)
Lineage: Eukaryota; Metazoa; Chordata; Chondrichthyes; Rajiformes; Rajidae
Product: rho guanine nucleotide exchange factor 4-like
Exons: 9
Coding region: 551-2014 (487 amino acids)
Biological process (GO): intracellular signal transduction
Molecular function (GO): guanyl-nucleotide exchange factor activity
Source: RefSeq, a predicted model, not a curated record
UGUAUACUUACAGUCAGUGCUGGCAUUAAGCAAAGCUAAAGCAAAGCUGUUUUGGUCAUGUCAACUAGUUGGUCACUUGAUUAACAUCCAAGAGCCUAAUGUGGGAAAUUGGAGCCUUUUCAGUAUUCAUUCUGACCACCACUUAGAAUGACCGGAGCUAUAGGCUUUGUCAAGUCGAGGUUAAGUUCAUUUGUAAGUACUCUUAAUUGUGAAAUGUGAUUCUGGCUUGUGAACCUCUCUUUGUGAUACGCUACAGGAGGCUCAGAAUUCCCCAAUUCUGCAGGAGGAAAUAUCAUGUUAGCAUUUGACAAAGCAUAAAGGCUCUCAAAAGACAGCUUGGAGAUACACUCACGUGUGUGGUUUCCUGUGGAAAUUGGAAGCACGUUUUAGUGCCAUAAAUUACCUGGGUGGUUGGUCAUAGUUGAAGGGGGCAGAGAGCCACAGCUUCCUAAUUAUUCCCUGGGCAUCUUUGUCGUCCUGUGCCCCUCCUUGGUGCCAGUUGCCAACCAGCAAAAAAACAACUUUUGAUAGACACCAGAGUGUGUGGACAAUGGCAGCUUUGGAACAGAGGGGAGCUGGAAAGUUAGGAUACGAUGCAGAAAAGGACGACUACGUUUUCUACGGUGAAUACAGUGAGAGCCAGUCUGUCGAUGUAACACCUCCACCUCCAACUUCACAAAAGCAGCUGAGUACCACAGACCGUGAAAAGAAAAAUCGUCUGAGAAGCAAUGUCGUCAAUGAGAUCAUAAACAGGGAACGAGACUACGUCAAGAACCUAAAGGACAUCUAUGAGGGUUACUACAAGCAGUGCAAAAAAAGACCAGACAUGUUCUCAGAAGAACGACUCUGCAUUCUCUUUUCAAACAUCGAGGAAAUUUACCGAUGCCAGAAAAAGUUUCUGAAAGCUUUGGAGAGGAUGUACAACCCACAACAUCCAUAUUUGAGUGAGUUUGGAAUCGUCUUCGUUCAACAGCAUGAAAAUUUUCUGAUCUACUCCGAAUACUGCAUUAACCACCCCAAUGCUGCAGCCGAAGUCACAAAACUCUCAAACCUGCAAGACUAUGCUUUGUUUUUUGAGACCUGCCGACUCCACCAACACAUGACCAACCUCUCGCUGGAUGCAUUUCUGAUUAUGCCAGUACAGAAGAUCUGUAAAUAUCCUUUACAGCUCUUGGAACUUCAAAAGGUCACUCUACCCUGCCACAGGGAUUCCAAAAAUGUGGAUGCUGCUCUGAUUGCCAUGAAGAAUAUUGCCAACGUGAUCAACGACCGCAAAAGACGAGUUGAAACCCUUGAUAAAAUUCCAAGGUGGCAAAAUGCAAUUUUAAAUUGGAAGGGAGAAGAUCUGUUGGAUCGUAGUACAGACCUUAUUCAAAGUGGGGACUUAAUUGUGAUCAUGAAACCGCAAGGAAAGAGCAAAGACAUGCUUUUGCUCCUCUUUGACCAUCAAGCAGUCUUAUGUAAGAAGGAUCUACUACGUCGUGACAUCUUAUACUAUAAGUACAGAAUAGACAUGGACUGCAUGCUAAUGGUAGACGUAAAAGAUGGCAAGGACUGGGAAUUCAACGUCAAGGUCAAGCACGCUUUCAAACUUCAAAACAAGCUUGUAGAUGAUGAAGUACACCUAUUUUGCGCAAAGAAAGCAUCAGACAAACUGUUGUGGGUUCAUGCCUUUGAGGAUGAAAGAAAAAUGAUAAAAAAUGAUGAAGACACAGGCUUUGUCAUCACCGAAGCACAAAAAUACAAGGCCAAAUUGCUUGCACGUAAGCCAGUAAAGAAGAAAAAAGCAAAAGCCACCUGUAUGUACACGUGUGACUCACAACGCGAAUGCGAACAAGUACCAAUAAAGAAACCACCAACAUGUGCCAACAGACAACAAAGACAUCCAGUAAUGACCCCGCUGCCCAUUUCCUCCAGUUCCUCAUCAAGCACAACCACGGAUGAAUCAAUGACAUCGGAAGACCAGGAAAUGGAAUCAGAUGUAGUUUCAUGUCGCAGUUAUUCAUUAACUUGAGGAGCUUUUGCUUUGCUUUAAAAAAAAACAACGGCAAAUUCUUUGCACUGAAUGUCUGCCUCUGAAACGUUAAUCUAUGCAGAUAAACGGGGAAAAUGCGAAACAGUACAUGGGAACCAGCUACCUCAAAAAUCAGAACGGCUUACGGGUGUGUAACAUGUCUUUGAACUAAGUGGACGUAACUCACUCCGUGCUCUUCAGCAGAAGUAGUUUAUCUUAUUUACCCUCUGCUGGUAGAAACAUCUUAUGCUCAGCACUGCCUUUGUGCAUACAUCUUAGCUAUCAUAUAGUCCUUUCUUUGUUACCUUUUAUUAGCAUUGCUUUCAUAGACACAUAUAUCGGUUUUAAUUAACAUCAAUCUUUUUUGACAAUUUUAAUUCUGUAAUUCUGAUCUCCAUGCUAUGGAGAUGUUACAAACAGGUUGGGCUCCACAGAUCCUUCAAGAAUAUUAAAAGGAAAUAUAUUUUAAUGUAAAUCAGAAUAAAAGGACACAACUUUAGAAGGAGAUGAGGAGGAAUUUAUUUAGUCAGAGGGUGUUGAAUCCAUGGAAUACAUUGCCACAGACGGCAGUGGAGGCCAAAUCAUUGGGUAAUUUUGUUUUUUAAAAGCGGAGAUUGACAUGGUUUUCAUUACUAAGCGUGAGAAAGGUUACAGAGAGAAGGCAGGAGAUAAAGAUUGAGAGUGAAAGAUAGAUCAGCCAUAAUUAAAUGGCGGAGUGGACUCAAUGGGCCGAAUGGCCUAAAUCUGCUCCCAUGACUUAUAAUGGAUCACAUAUAAAUAAUGCUUUGCCUCUUAGAGACAGUUUGGGAGCCGAUUCCCUCCGCACAAAUGUCUACUCCACUUAUGUUGAGAUUGGGAAGUGGUGCAAUUAGAAAUCAUGAAUUUAGUUGGAAAACCCCAUUUUAAUUAUUUAUUAUAAAGUAACAUUUCCGUGUUAGUCCAUUUCCAUUAUUACAUAUGCUUAAGGUGUUAAAAUGUAUUUCUUUCUGUAACCACAAACAAAAAUCCAGCUUGAUAUAUUUUUCAGUUUUACUUGAUUUAUUUCUGACUGCUAAACUAUCUCACUGAAAUGUUGCAAACUUAAAGCACUGCCAAGAAUGAAAGCCACUGCACCUCAGGCUUUGGCAUCAGUGAUCAAAGAGUCAAAAUGGAUACAUAUAUACAUUACAUCCACGCACAUAAAACAAACAACUAACAACCAAAAACAAAACCAAUGUCCCCAAGUCAAUGAUGUUCAGAACUUAUUUGGAGAUUGUAGUGUUUAAUAGCUGCUCUGGAGGGUAGAAGCUGUUCCUGAACCUGGACGUUACAGUUUACAGGCUCCUAUAUAUAUCUUCUUCCUGAUGGCAGGAGUGAAAUGAGUGUGUGGCCAUGGAGCUGUGGGUCUUAGAUGAUGCUGGCUGUCUUUUUGAGGCAGAAACUCCUGCAAAGGCAGUGACUCCUGUAAAUCCCUUCGAUAGUGGGGAGGUUAGAACCAGUGAUGGACUGGGCAGUGUUCACCACUUUUUGCAGUCUUCUUCGCUCCUGGGCAUUCAAGUUGCCAAACCAGGCCAUGAUGCAACUAAUCAAUAUGCUCGCUACUGUACACCUGUAGAAGUUCAAGAGAGUACUCUAUAACAUAGCACAUCUCCUUAAUAUUCUCAGGAGGUUGAGUCUUGGAUAGGCUUUCUUUAUAAUUGCAUCAGUGUAAUGGGUCUGGGUGUUAUGAUUGAGGGAGGCUGAUCUUGAAGUCAUUGGAAGAAGUGAAGAGAUUUAAAUGUUCAGAGGUUAAGGGUUAGGCAGUUACAGUAUAGUUGGUGGGAUGAAGGAAGGAGGUGAUACACAGUACCAUACCUUAAUCAUCCACUUUGUCAUGGAUGCUCCAAACUGGCAAAGUUCACCCAAAUGAAGCAGCCUGUUUCAAUUGAAGGUGAAGACAGGUUGGGUUGAUCAGAUAUAAUAAAACAUUAACCUUUCUUUUGAAAGUAUCAAAGUACUGCGACAAACCACCCACAUCCUUAAUGGCUUUUUUAAACCAUACAACAUGAAGGAAGAUCAUUCUGCCCAUCUAUGCCAACUCAAGGCAAUCUCAUCAAUCCCAUUCCCCAACCAUUUUUUCCCCAGUAACUUAGUCCCUCUCUCAGAGUUGAACAUAGGUCACCGAAGUAAUGAAGUAGCAACAUUACCUGCUUCACUUCCACCAUUUCAUUGCUGUUUUUUAUGGCUUCAUCCAAUCCUUAUUUUUGUUUUUUCAUAACAAAUGAUCUCAUGGAGGUGCUCUGACAUGAAAAGUCCAGUUCUAAACUAUUCAUCUACACCAGCAUGAGAGGAAAAUCUCCCAUUUGGUAUUUGUCUAUAAAUUAUGUUAUCUCCUUCCUACCUUCGAAAGUUUUGACAGCUUAUUUAGUAUAAAUAGCUUUUUAUUAUGUUAUGUGUCCAUG